AUGGUUCAAGGGAAAGCGCAAAGAGUGCAGGACUCAAAGGGCAGCCCUGGCCAGAAGAUCUGCUCCCAUUCAUCCAGUCUGAAAGACCUGGACCUGAGUAACAACCACCUGCAGGAUUCAGGAGUGAAGCUGCUGUCUGCUGGACUGAAGAGUCCACAAUGUCAACUGGAAACUCUCUGUCUGUCAGGUUGUCUUGUCACUGAGGAAGGCUGUGCUUCUCUGGCCUCAGCUCUGAGCUCCAACCCCUCCCAUCUGAGAGAGCUGGACCUGAGCUACAAUCAUCCAGGAGCCUCAGGAGAGCAGCUGGUGUCUGCUGCACUGGAGGAUCCAGUGUGCACACCAAUGCUGUCACACACUGCUGCCGCUGGCCAAGCUUGCCUCCUCCACCCCAGCCUCCACCUUUCUAUUUAAGUCCUAACAUGUCUCUAAUAUUAUUAAAAAAUGGCA
Molecule: messenger RNA, 447 nt
Organism: Scophthalmus maximus (turbot)
Lineage: Eukaryota; Metazoa; Chordata; Actinopteri; Pleuronectiformes; Scophthalmidae
Product: ribonuclease inhibitor-like
Exons: 3
Coding region: 1-411 (136 amino acids)
Molecular function (GO): protein binding
Source: RefSeq, a predicted model, not a curated record